Penaeus chinensis is the source of this 1716-nucleotide messenger RNA. Its product is annotated as serine-aspartate repeat-containing protein I-like. NCBI's taxonomy places the organism in Eukaryota, Metazoa, Arthropoda, Malacostraca, Decapoda, Penaeidae. Gene Ontology annotation, biological process: neuron projection development. The record is from RefSeq and is a predicted model, not a curated record. Gene Ontology annotation, cellular component: plasma membrane. The coding region runs from base 1 to 1716 and encodes 571 amino acids. The transcript is spliced from 3 exons.
AUGAACCACAAGCCACGCCAAUCAAGCAAACCAACCAAACUCAAGCCCACGCAACCCACGCCAGGCCGAACCAAGCCCGCCGCCGCAGUCCCUCCCGCGGCAUCGCAAGCGGAGUCAAUUCGAGUCAAGUCCCAGCGCGAUGCCCCGAGUCUGCGAUCACCAGCGGCGCCGUCCAUGACUUCCCGGUCCCAAUUUCCCGAACGGACGAGUCGCUUACCAAUUUCCUCUUCGGAUCAGUCACCGCGCCCUCGGGCUGACACUGGGGCUGACAAUAAGGCUGACACUGAGGCUGACAAUAAGGCUGACACUGUGGCUGACAAUAAGGCUGACACUGUGGCUGACAAUAAGGCUGACACUGUGACUGACUAUAAGGCUGACACUGUGGCUGACAAUAAGGCUGACACUGUGGCUGACAAUAAGGCUGACACUCUGGCUGACAAUAAUGCUGACACUGUGGCUGACAAUAAGGCUGACACUGUGGCUGACAAUAAGGCUGACACUGCUGACACUGUGGCUUACAAUAAGGCUGACUAUAAGGCCGACAAUAAGACUGACACUGUGGCUGACAAUAAGGCUGACACUGUGGCUGACAAUAAGGCUGACACUGUGGAUAACAAUAAGGCUGACACUGUGAAUGACAAUAAGACUGACACUGUGGCUGACAAUAAGGCUGACGCUAUGGAUGACAAUAAGAUUGACACUGUGGCUGACAAUAAGGCUGACGAUAAGGCUAACAAUAAGGCUGACACUGUGGCUGACAAUAAAGCUGACAAUGUAGCUGACAAUAAGGCUAACAAUAAGGCUGACAGAGUGGCUGACAAUAAGGCUGACACUGUGGCUGACAAUAAGGCUGAAACUAUGGCUGACAAUAAGACUGACACUGUGGAUGACAAUAAGACUGACACUGUGGCUGACAAUAAGACUGACACUGUGGCUGACAAUAAGGCUGACACUGUGGCUGACAAUAAGUCUGACACUGUGGCUGACAAUAAGUCUGACACUGUGGCUGACAAUAAGGCUGACAAUAAGGCUAACAAUAAGGCUGACACUGUGGCUGACAAUAAGGCUGACAAUGUAGCUGACAAUAAGGCUAACAAUAAGGCUGACACUGUGGCUGACAAUAAGUCUGACACUGUGGCUGACAAUAAGGCUGACACUGUGGCUGACAAUAAGGAUGACACUGUGGCUGACAAUAAGACUGACACUGUGGCUGACAAUAAGUCUGACACUGUGGCUGACAAUAAGUCUGACACUGUGGCUGACAAUAAGUCUGACACUGUGGCUGACAAUAAGGCUGACACUGUGAAUGACAAUAAGACUGACACUGUGGCUGACAAUAAGGCUGACGCUGUGGAUGACAAUAAGAUUGACACUGUGGCUGACAAUAAGGCUGACAAUAAGGCUAACAAUAAGGCUGACACUGUGGCUGACAAUAAGGCUGACAAUGUAGCUGACAAUAAGGCUAACAAUAAGGCUGACACUGUGGCUGACAAUAAGUCUGACACUGUGGCUGACAAUAAGGCUGACACUGUGGCUGACAAUAAGGAUGACACUGUGGCUGACAAUAAGACUGACACUGUGGCUGACAAUAAGUCUGACACAGUGGCUGACAAUAAGUCUGACACUGUGGCUGACAAUAAAGCUGACACGGUGGCUGGGAACACGACUGACAACAUAACUGACCCUGUGGCUGACAACAUGGCUGACACUUUCUAA